AUGCAAUACUCCACCAAGACCGCCAUCGCCUUGUUGGCAGCAACUUGGUUCAACGCCACCCUCACCCAAGGCCCCCAGAAAGCCAGCUCUGCUCAGGAUGCAAUCGACGUCAAGCACAAGCAAGAGAGCGGCCAGAACAUUGGCGACACCCGUUUGACUGUCAACCUCUGGGACGACACCAACAACGACGAAGUCGUGGACGCCUUGAAGGACAACUUCUGCCACGGCGAAGACCUCAAGCCAUACGCCGACAACACCUGGACUGUGCUAUGCGACCCUAAGUCGAAGGAGGUCGAGCUCGACAUCACCUGGAACCCGGACAUCACAGAGGGAGGCGUCCUUAUCAGUGUCUACAAAUUCAACAACCCACGCGCCGCAGCGCUCAGCAGUGGCGACCCAUCGAGAGACUUGGUCUAUACCUUCAACGCGAAGGGUCAGGACGAGAGUGGAGAUUACUUCGAGGCGAGCAUCUUCUGCGGCGAUUGCAAGAACUCGGACGGCGUUGCUGUCAAGUGUUGA
Messenger RNA from Fulvia fulva, 519 nucleotides. RefSeq lists its product as uncharacterized. The coding region runs from base 1 to 519 and encodes 172 amino acids. The record is from RefSeq and is a predicted model, not a curated record. NCBI's taxonomy places the organism in Eukaryota, Fungi, Ascomycota, Dothideomycetes, Mycosphaerellales, Mycosphaerellaceae. The transcript is spliced from 2 exons.